AUUAUUGUAAAUAUUAUCGUGCGUGAAAAGUGUAGAAAAAGCCGAAAAAAAAUCCAACAAAAUCAAAACCCAACACUCCAACUGCCUCAAAGAAAUUUGUGGGUCGCAGAGAUUUCUUGUUUUCAUUACAGAGACAAGGAGAGAGAUUAAUAACGAAAAUUAGGAGAUGGGUUUUUCUACAGACAAUCUGAAGGGGUUUGCGCUGGCUCUGCUCUCAAGUGGGUUCAUUGGAGCCAGCUUCAUCAUCAAGAAGAAGGGACUGAGGAGAGCAGCUGCUGCUUCUGGAGUUCGUGCAGGAGUUGGUGGGUAUGCAUAUUUGUUGGAGCCUCUUUGGUGGGGAGGCAUGAUUACAAUGAUUGUGGGAGAGGUUGCCAAUUUCGUUGCAUAUGCAUUCGCCCCUGCGGUUCUUGUUACUCCUCUAGGUGCUUUAAGUAUAAUUGUCAGUGCCUUCUUGGCUCACUUUAUGCUGAAAGAAAAGCUACAGGAUCUCGGGAUUCUUGGCUGUGUAAUGUGCAUUGCUGGGUCAGUUGUCAUUGUAGUUCAUGCACCACAAGAAAAAGCAAUCACAUCAGUUCAGGAAAUAUGGAGAUUGGCCACUCAAAUAUCUUUCUUGUUGUAUGUGGCUUCGGUGAUCGUGUUGGUUUUCGUGUUAGUUUUCCAUUUUGCUCCACGCUAUGGUCAUUCCAAUGUUUUGAUUUUCACAGGCAUUUGCUCCUUGAUGGGCUCUCUCUCGGUUAUGAGUGUUAAAGCUUUGGGAACUGCCAUCAAACUUACAUUUGAGGGUAAAAAUCAAUUGGCCUAUCCAGAGACAUGGUUUUUUAUGCUGGUGGUGCUAACGUGUGUAAUCACACAAAUGAAUUAUCUUAACAAGGCCCUCGACACAUUUAACACCGCCAUAGUGUCUCCAAUAUACUACGUUAUGUUCACCACAUUAACCAUCCUUGCGAGUGUCAUAAUGUUCAAGGAUUGGGAUGACCAAGAUGUUGGAAGCAUAAUCUCUGAAAUCUGUGGCUUCAUUGUUGUUCUCUCCGGUACCAUCUUAUUGCAUGUGACCAAGGACUAUAGUAGGAGCACCCCAAGAACUGUGUUCUCUUAUCAUGCAGGUGCAUAUCCACCUCUUUCUCCAUCUUUAUCAACUAGACUCUGUGGCGAAAACGGGGAGUUUUUGAAGCACGUCGACGAAGAAAUGCCACCUCCAGAAGAAAUGUGCUUAAGAAGACAAGAGCUCUACUAGAAAACUUUGAACCAAAAUGAUUCUAUUUAUUCGAGGAAGCCCAUGGUUGAGUACCAAGAAGCCAAAUAUGAGACAGUCCCUUCGAUUCAAGUCCCUCCAGAAUGAGAAAAAAAAUUGGUCUUUGUUCAGAGAACGACGAGAGAUGGGCUUCGGCGGUCGUGUAGUAUGUUUCGUGCUUAUUAUUUGGUGUGGCAGAAGAAAUAACGCAGUCGAGGUGUGUGAGGGGCGUCUGGGACGGCAACAUUCAUUUGUGCAUACGUGCUUAUCGAAUGUAUUAUAACAGAGAAGAUGACUUUUCUUAAGCAUAUUCACUUGUGCGUGCAUGAGCACUGGACGUAUCGCAACGGCGAAGUAGGGCAAUUUUUUUAGCCUUUUUUCUUCCUCUCGCCCUGUUGAAGAUGCAUACCAAUGAACAAUUGCUUGCAUCCUUUCCUUUA
This is a messenger RNA of Asparagus officinalis (garden asparagus), 1671 nucleotides long. RefSeq names its product probable magnesium transporter NIPA6. Bases 167 to 1234 code for a protein of 355 amino acids. The transcript has 9 exons. Gene Ontology annotation, biological process: magnesium ion transport. Lineage: Eukaryota; Viridiplantae; Streptophyta; Magnoliopsida; Asparagales; Asparagaceae. Gene Ontology annotation, molecular function: magnesium ion transmembrane transporter activity. Gene Ontology annotation, cellular component: membrane. The record is from RefSeq and is a predicted model, not a curated record.